GCGAGACAGCUCCGCACGCGCAGAUCUCUUUGUAACACAGUUCGGCGCGUGUAAGAAGGGCUUCUCUGGUUCGCGUCUGGAGAGAAAACUUUGGGAAACAGACGAGAAGAGAAACUUUUCGGAACCCUCCAUCAGACUCUGACCCCCCCCCCGUCCCUCCCACCCCCUCACACCCCUCUCCGCGCGCUGUCUGCGCUUAAAGGCGGAUAAAAGACUCACAGCGUUUCGUUCCCACCUGUUGCGUUCUGCCGAGAGCACUUCGAGGAAAGUUGUGGAACUCUGGAGGGAACAGCAGCGCAGAGAUCAGCCAGAGAUCAGCUGAAGAUCAGCCGGCUUUGUUCUCAGCGCGGCGAGAGGAGCGCGCGCUCUCCGCAGAGAGAACCAGAACCAGCUCCUGGAGGAGAAGAGAGGAUUUUGUUUGAUCUGAAGUGGAAUUUGUACACUUUUUUCCCUCCUCACGAGACGCUCCAACUCGCGUGCUGCUGGCCGAGAGCAGAGAAGUGACUCGCGGAACAUCUCGAAGGGCAGCUCGAGCUCCAGCUCCGGGAGAAAGUUUUGGAAAGUUUGGACGGAACAGCUACGAACAAAGGAGGCUGCCUGCUGCCGGACGGAGAGGCAUGGAUGCGAGCCAGAGCCUGCGCUUUAUCCUCACCAUCACCCUCCUCGCCUGCAGCUCCCAGAGACUGGCGCACGCGAACUCGUGGUGGUCUUUAGCCAUGAACCCUAUCCAGAGGCCGGAGAUGUACAUCAUCGGAGCUCAGCCGCUGUGCAGCCAGCUGACGGGUCUGUCCCAGGGCCAGAGGAAGCUGUGCCAGCUCUACCAGGACCACAUGGUGUACAUCGGCGAGGGGGCCAAGACUGGCAUCAAGGAGUGCCAGUACCAGUUCAGGCAGAGGCGAUGGAACUGCAGCACCGUGGACAACACGUCUGUGUUCGGCCGGGUCAUGCAGAUAGGCAGCAGAGAAACAGCAUUCACCUACGCCAUCAGCGCUGCAGGUGUGGUGAACGCAAUCAGCCGGGCGUGCCGAGAGGGUGAGCUGUCCACCUGCGGCUGCAGCCGAGCGGCACGGCCCAGAGACCUGCCACGGGACUGGCUGUGGGGCGGCUGCGGGGACAACGUCAACUACGGCUACCGCUUCGCCAGGGAGUUUGUGGACGCACGGGAGCGGGAAAAGAACUACCCACGAGGCUCCACAGAGCACGCACGCACGCUAAUGAACCUGCAGAACAACGAAGCUGGGCGAAUGGCAGUGUAUAACCUGGCCAACGUGGCGUGCAAGUGCCACGGCGUGUCGGGCUCCUGCAGCCUGAAGACAUGCUGGCUGCAGCUGGCCGACUUCCGGCGCGUGGGCGAGUUCCUCAAGGAGAAGUACGACAGCGCCGCCGCCAUGCGCAUCAGCCGGCGUGGCAAACUGGAGCUGGUCAACAACCGCUUCAACCCGCCCACGGCCGAGGACCUGGCGUACAUCGACCAGAGCCCGGACUAUUGCCUGCGCAACGAGAGCACGGGCUCGCUGGGCACUCAGGGCCGCCUCUGCAACAAAACCUCGGAGGGCAUGGACGGCUGCGAGCUGAUGUGCUGCGGCCGCGGCUAUGACCAGUUCAAGACCUACAAGCACGAGCGCUGCCACUGCAAGUUCCACUGGUGCUGCUACGUCAAGUGCAAGCGCUGCACGUCACUGGUCGACCAGUUUGUCUGCAAGUAGCCCCAGAGGUCCCCCUGGGCCGUAGGGAUGCACUAAACUAAAGGAGUUGGGGGGGGAGGGGCAGGACUUUCUUGGGCUCAGAAGAAAAGGACUGAGUAAGAUGUAUAAAGACAAUGAUAAUAAAUAUAAAGAAAAAUUUAAGUAUAUAAUUAAGUAUACACGUGUGGUGAAUGGUAAUUUAAUGAAGUUCACUCGAGAACAGAAAGAAGCCGAACUUCUGGAGAAGGAGUCAAAAGAGCGUUGCAGAUGUGUUGCUUUGUCCUCUUUCCCUCGUCAGCAUCUCACAUGAGCUCAGCUGAUCAGGUAAUCAGUUUGAAACGCGGGCUUGGCGUGAUCCGUGACUCUUGCUCUUGGUGAUUCUUCUCUUGAGAAACAGGAGAUGACCUUUUGAACUCAUUGCUUAAACAGCGCGUGCUGCCCUGCCUGAUCCCCUCCCACAGACUCAAUCCACCUCUCCUGCAUUAGAGCUCUUAAAAUCCUCGCGGCGGACAGUGACCUCGUAUGAGUAUGGUGGAAUUUGGAACUAUGGGAUGUCUGAUGAUGUCAUGUUGACCUGUGGAAUCUGUGUUGCUGCGCCUCUCGAGGUCCGAAGCGCUGCCAACCAGAGCCAUGGAGAUCUUAACAAUGGCCCAUCUACCAAGAUCAGGAAGAAAUAAUCCUGCCAGAGGAUACUCAGCACUCUGUCCUCCAAAGCAACUCUACUCGCAGAAGCAUCUUGUCUACUCCUAAUGAUUUAAAA
Molecule: messenger RNA, 2445 nt
Organism: Colossoma macropomum (tambaqui)
Lineage: Eukaryota; Metazoa; Chordata; Actinopteri; Characiformes; Serrasalmidae
Gene: wnt5b
Product: wingless-type MMTV integration site family, member 5b
Exons: 5
Coding region: 618-1706 (362 amino acids)
Biological process (GO): neuron differentiation; canonical Wnt signaling pathway; cell fate commitment
Cellular component (GO): extracellular region
Molecular function (GO): cytokine activity; frizzled binding
Source: RefSeq, a predicted model, not a curated record